AUGACAAACGGCACAGAGCGCCCGAUAGCGUUUGCAUCGAGAUCCCUGUCGAAGGCGGAGCGCAACUACGCACAGAUAGAUAAAGAAGCACUGGCUACAGUGUGGGGAGUCAAAAAAUUCCACAAUUACCUUUUCGGUAGGAACUUUACCUUACUGACUGAUCAUGAGCCUCUCAUUUCAAUCUUUCAUCCCAGCAAAAGCCUUCCUGUUGUCACUGCUGCUAGAUUACAACGCUACGCUUUGUUCUUGGCGGGUUUUGACUAUACAAUUAGAUACAAGAACACUAAGUUACACGGGAAUGCGGAUGGUUUGUCUCGAUUACCCUUGCAUAGUGAGACAACAGAAGAAGAGCCAGAUCCAGUGGGCCUCCUCUAUGCCACGCAGUUUGAGCCUUUGCCAGUCACAGCAGAACAGGUCAAACGAGAAACACAGAGAGAUCCUCUAUUGGUGAAGGUCCAUGAGUUGGUUAUGAAAGGAUGGUCCACUCCACAAGAUGAAGCGAUUAAACCGUUUUACCAGCGGAAAGAAGAACUGACAGUUCACUGUGGUGUCCUAAUGCUUGGACACAGAGCAGUCAUUCCUGCAAAGUUGCGUAAUCAAGUGUUAACCGAACUUCACGAAGGUCACCUCGGUAUUGUUAAAAUGAAGUCUCUGGCGCGAAGUUACAUCUGGUGGCCCCAAAUUGAUAAGGACAUUGAGCACCUAGCCAAGAGCUACCCUGGUUGUCAACUUCAACAGAAUGAAGCCGGCAAAGUACCACUACACCCUUGGGAAUGGCCAACCACACCUUGGCAGAGAAUCCAUUUAGAUUUUGCUGGGCCGUUCCUAGGACGAAUGUUCCUUAUCAUUGUAGUAGAUGCACACUCGAAGUGGCCUGAAGUGGAAAUAAUGCCAUCCACCACAUCGACCCAGACCAUCGACCGACUCCGAACUAUUUUUGCCCGAUAUGGAGUGCCAGCACAGGUGGUGACCGACAAUGGGCCACAAUUUACAUCCGCAGAGUUCCAACUAUUUUUGAAGACUAAUGGUAUCAAGCAUAUUACCACGGCCCCAUUCCACCCUGCAACCAACAGUCAAGCGGAACGUUUUGUUCAGAGUUUCAAACAUGCUAUGAAAUGCGAGAAACAAAGUGCAUCCCAGCUGAAAACCAAUAUGGCAAAGUUCCUUUUGGCUUACCGGAAUACCCCGCAUUCGACGACUGGAGAAUCACCGUCCGUGUUGUUUUUGGGCAGACCGUUACGGACUCGCCUCGAUUUGGUGAAACCUGAUUUACAAAGGAAAGUGAUGAACAGGCAAAUCGAUCAAGCGGGGAGGAAAGGACAUUCCCCCACACGUCAGUUAUCCAUUGAUCAGACUGUCAUGGCACGUAACUACAGUGGGAAAGACAAGUGGCUACCAGGCAUAGUUCGAGCUCAAACGGGACCCCUUUCGUACGAGAUAAAAGUUGGUCCAAAUCGAAUUUGGCGACGUCACAUCGACCAGCUUCGAGCCUCGAGUGUGAAAGUAAAUGACCAGAGUGAUGAUACGGCUGAUCCUCAUCCAGAGCUCGGAGAGACUGGCCAGAAUAUUGCACCAGCAGAAGAAAUUGUCGCAGAGCCAGAUAUCGAACUAGCCACGAAUCCACCAGUAGUGCAACAACAAGAAGCCGGUAGGGCUACAACAGGAUCUGAACAACGCUACCCAACUAGAUCACACCAACCACCCGAGAAGUGGGGUCUUAACUGUUUGAUCCGAAAACUGUUUAAGAAAAUUACAUAG
Paramuricea clavata is the source of this 1758-nucleotide messenger RNA. The record is from the annotation of a GenBank genome assembly. NCBI's taxonomy places the organism in Eukaryota, Metazoa, Cnidaria, Anthozoa, Malacalcyonacea, Plexauridae.